This is a messenger RNA of Culicoides brevitarsis, 1738 nucleotides long. RefSeq names its product death-associated inhibitor of apoptosis 1-like. Bases 417 to 1664 code for a protein of 415 amino acids. Gene Ontology annotation, molecular function: cysteine-type endopeptidase inhibitor activity involved in apoptotic process; ubiquitin protein ligase activity. The transcript is spliced from 2 exons. Gene Ontology annotation, cellular component: nucleus; cytoplasm. The record is from RefSeq and is a predicted model, not a curated record. Gene Ontology annotation, biological process: positive regulation of canonical Wnt signaling pathway; positive regulation of protein ubiquitination; regulation of cell cycle. NCBI's taxonomy places the organism in Eukaryota, Metazoa, Arthropoda, Insecta, Diptera, Ceratopogonidae.
UUGAGUAUAAACUUCAGUCGACAGAAAUUCAACAAAAAUCUAAAAUAAAUUACAAAAAAAGCUAUUUAAGUUUUAUAUUUUCGUACUUUGAAACCAAAAUUACAAAAUUAACGUAGUUUUAAUAAGUAAUAUCCUCGCAUUUACACGUAAAAUUCAAACAAUAUAUUGCUGAGUUGUGUGACUGUCUGCUGUACAAACACAUACGAGUGCAAAAAUAUAUUAACAAAAAUUUAAAAUGGCGGACAAACUAAAGAAACAGUAAUUUACUGUCUCAUAAAUUGGAACUUUGCUUUCAAAAAGUGAUAUUUUCCGUGAAAAUAUUCGCCACGAAUUAUUUUUUUAUACAAAAAAAACUAUAUUGUUAAGGAUACUUUUUAAGGAUAAACAUCUCAAUUAGAUUUAUUCGGCUUUUGUUUAUGGAUUGUUUGACAGUCGUACCCAAGCGAAUCAUGAAGGUGGCACGAAAAUCGUUCAAUAAUUACUUGCUGCCCAAACGCAGCGAUGAAGUUGAUAACAACAAAGAUAACAAAGUAGUUGAUGUUUAUAUGUCUAACGACACACGACGUUCCCCCCAAACUAUCACACCGUCUCCGCCGCCAGCGUCGCCCCGCAAUGCACCUGCCACGCACAACAAGGAGAAAAAUCGUCUUGCCACGUUUAAUAAUUGGCAUCUAACGACAACAGACAAGCGACUUUUGGCACAAAUCGGCUUUUACUACACCGGAACGAACGAUUUGGUGAAAUGUUUCUUUUGCAACGUUGAAAUCGGCAUGUGGCAACCGGAAGACAAUCCUGUUGACGAACAUCUGAGAUGGUCCCCCAAUUGCCCGUUGCUCCAUGGACGCGAAACCUCAAACGAACCAAUUGACGCCGAAGCCCUGAAACGAAUUUUGCCCCAAAUCAGUUACGACACAUGCGGCAUCCGUGCCAACAAUUCAUCACAAUCCUCCGUGGGCUCCGGAUAUGCCGAAAUUUCCGUGAAUCACGCAAAUCCCUCGAACAUUCGUGAUCUCUCGCCGCAACCCAGUUCCAGCAGUAGUCAAGAACGAACGCCACGUGCUUCGCUUUUAUCGCCUGCGAGAGCGCACGAACAUCCCGAAUUCGCAAUCGAGUCACAUCGCCUCAUCUCGUUCGAAGAUUGGCCCAAAACGAUGAAACAAAAGCCCAAAGAGCUCGCCGAAGCGGGUUUCUAUUACACCGGCAAGGGGGAUCGUGUGGCGUGCUUUAGUUGUGGCGGCGGCUUGAAAGAUUGGGAAGAGAUGGAUGUGCCGUGGGAACAGCAUGCCAUGUGGUACAGCAAAUGCGAAUAUUUGAAACUCAUGAAGGGACAAGAGUUUAUCGAUGAAAUUCUCGCGAGAAAAAGCUCACCGCCGUCGUCUUUCACGGAACCGUCGACGUUAGCGGCAUGCGGAAGCUCUGCAAGUGCCGCAAAAGAGGCAAAAGCCUCGGAUGAACCCGCAAAAUGCACAGCGAUGUCAUGUGACGACCAGAAACCGCCGAUGAGCGACAGCAAAAUGUGCAAAAUCUGCUACGAAUGCGAAUAUAAUACGGCUUUUUUCCCGUGCGGACACAUCAUUGCGUGUGCGAAAUGUGCUUCGAGUGUCACGAAAUGCCCUUAUUGUCGACAACCCUUCACGAAAGUUAUGCGAGUGUAUUUUUCCUGAACAUAAAUUUUGUAUUUAUUAACAUUUUAUCCAAAUCCUGUAGAUACUUUAAAAUAAAAUCACCUAAUUUUAAU